Molecule: messenger RNA, 1323 nt
Organism: Exophiala aquamarina CBS 119918
Lineage: Eukaryota; Fungi; Ascomycota; Eurotiomycetes; Chaetothyriales; Herpotrichiellaceae
Exons: 2
Coding region: 1-1323 (440 amino acids)
Molecular function (GO): chromatin binding
Source: RefSeq, a predicted model, not a curated record
AUGGCGUCGACGGUUGCCACGUCCGAAUCCUACCCUUCGAACCUGCCCUUGACCCCACGCGAUAGUGAUAUUGAAGCCCCCAGCGAGUCUUCUCAAAUGGCGGGAAGGAAACGCAGCGCGAGCGAGAUGGAAGACGAGACGGGCAAACAGAGGAUGGGCACCAACGGUGGUAAAUCAUCGAGCGCGCCAGAAACCAUUGAGGCCGAAGUCAGCCCUGAUUUCUCUAUCCAAUGCCCUGCCCUCCCGCGGCGCGGCAAAAAGGCUUUGAAUGAGGACGUCUGGCUUGAGAAAGCUGAUGCGCCGCUUCUCGCGCCCCACCUGACCAUAGACUAUACAGUGCGACCGGGGAACAAAUGGAAGGAGCUUUCCAGGUUUAAGAAUGCCAAAUUCAAGGACCCUUUUGUUGUUAUCUACACCUCUGGCCAGAUUGUCUAUGUAAAUCGUCAUAACCCUAUCCCACCCGCACCUUCUGCCGAUGCCACCGAGGAUGAGAGACUGCAGUAUGACCAAGAAAACUUCUGGGUGGGUUUAAUUUCGGAAUUUAGAGCCGAGAGUCAGGAGAAAGUCUAUGUCAAAGUCUUUUGGCUUUACUGGCCCGACGAGUUGCCUGGUGGUCGACAGCCAUAUCACGGCAAGCGAGAGUUGGUUUUAAGCAACCACGUGGAUAUCAUCGAAGCCCAGACCAUCGCAACCCAUGCCGAAGUCAGCUUUUGGGAUGAGAAUGAUGACUCGAAUAAAAACAUACUUCAGGAGCGGUAUUGGCGGCAGACCCUGGAUUUGAAAAAAGUCAAGGAAGGCAAGAAUGCACUGAGCAAACUGCGCAAGUUUUGCAUAUGCGGGGGCUAUGACAACCCGGGCGUCGACAUGUAUCAAUGCCAUAAACCUCAGAAGGGCUGCGGAAUGUGGAAUCACCAAGCAUGUCUGUACAAAAAUCUCGAGGAGAGAGCAUGGAACAACUUUCUUACCGGGACGUUGGCACACGAACGAGAGGGAGAGGAGAAGAGCUUGGGCGAGAAGGUUGGCGAGACCCUGGGUAAUCUAGUCAGGCCUCUGGUCUCCUUGAGCGGCGAGAUCAAAGAUAACAGCGUCCUCCCAUCAACGCCGGUAGCCAAAGGAAACAAGAAAGCGAAGUCGACACCCGUGAAAAAGGCCCCAUGGACAGGCAAGUUGAAGGCCGAGAUCGAAACGACGGGAGGGGACGUCCAUCAUGCAACCAUCAGUCAACUGGUGCCCACUCCAGCCAGCAAAGGCGCACAACGAUUUGAACCCAAGGUUUGGAGGAUGAAACUGAAUUGUCUGAACUGCGGCGAGUCUUUGAAUUAA